Messenger RNA from Exophiala mesophila, 1273 nucleotides. RefSeq lists its product as uncharacterized. The transcript is spliced from 3 exons. Bases 1 to 1131 code for a protein of 376 amino acids. The record is from RefSeq and is a predicted model, not a curated record. Gene Ontology annotation, molecular function: zinc ion binding; oxidoreductase activity. NCBI's taxonomy places the organism in Eukaryota, Fungi, Ascomycota, Eurotiomycetes, Chaetothyriales, Herpotrichiellaceae.
AUGUCCCAAUCCACGACAGCACUACUGUUGCCCGAGGUUGGAGCCCCGUUCGAACUCAGAGAGGUCUUCCUCGCUCCUUUACAGCCGGAUGAGGUCCUGGUCGAAAUCCGCGCAACAGGACUGUGCCAUACUGACCUAUCCUUCGCAAAUGGGACCUUGCCCUGCUCACCUAAUGCAGUUCUGGGACAUGAAGGGGCGGGAGUGGUGAUUGAAGCUGGCUCAGCGGCAGGAGAUCUCAACCCAGGCGAUCUCGUUCUUCUAUCCUUUUCCCACUGCGAGACUUGUGCCGCCUGUGAGUCCGGCCACCCAUCAUAUUGUUAUUCCUUCAAUGACCGCAAUUUCCCCGGCCACCGUCCCGAUGGAUCGAAAGCAAUGUCGCUCAAACCUUCAACUGAGCCGGGAGACAAUGGCAUCUUCAGCUCCUUCUUUGGACAGAGCUCUUUUGCGCGACGAACCCUAGCCCACAAGACCUGUGUCGUCAAGGUUCCUGCCGGGACAAAUCUGUCACUCUUCGCACCUCUUGGUUGUGGAAUCCAGACCGGCGCGGGAGCCGUGCUGAACACACUAGAUGUGAAACCAAACAGCUCAUUGGUAGUAUUUGGCGCUGGCUCAGUGGGAAUGGCUUCCAUCAUGGCGGGUGCCAUCCGAGGAGCCAAGACUAUCAUCGCCGUUGAUCUCCAAGCCGAACGACUCGACUUGGCCAAACAAGUAGGGGCCACUCACGGCAUCCAGGCGGGACCUGACACCGAUGUGGUUGCUGAAAUUCGUCGCUUGUGUCCUCCGAACGGUGCCAACUUUGCCGUCGACUGCACCGGAAGCCCGAAAGUCGUGCGAACCAUGGUCGAUUCUUUAGGAACCCGAGGCCGAGCCGCCACCGUGGGUGCUCCAUCAUUCGGCGUCGAGGUCCCCCUUCAUAUCAUGGACGUUCUCGUCUACGGAAAGGAAUAUGUAGGUUGUUGUGAAGGCGACAGUCAACCAGCCAAGUUCAUCCCAUAUCUAAUCGAGCAAUAUGCCCAGGGCAAAUUGCCUUUGGAGAAAUUGAUUACGGUGUACAAGAUGGCAGACUAUGAGAAGGCAAUCCAUGAUGUCCAUUCCGGAAAGACCGUCAAGGCUGUUUUGACUUGGGACUGAGUGUUUUGACUUGGGACUGAGAGUUUGUCGCGAAGGGUGGUUGGUUGUCAUAUGCAUAUAGUUGAAGGCCAUCGUCAGGACCACACAGAUACACAUAAAUUAGAGAGGACUAUAUCAAGCAUGAUGAGUAAAUGAUAUCAAG